This is a messenger RNA of Ipomoea triloba (trilobed morning glory), 920 nucleotides long. Its product is annotated as myb-related protein Zm38-like. The record is from RefSeq and is a predicted model, not a curated record. The coding region runs from base 123 to 824 and encodes 233 amino acids. NCBI's taxonomy places the organism in Eukaryota, Viridiplantae, Streptophyta, Magnoliopsida, Solanales, Convolvulaceae. The transcript is spliced from 3 exons.
CACUUUUUGUCCUAAACUCCAUCGAUCUCUGAAUCUGCUCUGCUCUUCCAUUCUUCCAAUCCUUUCCCCUCUGAUCUCUCAGUAGUCUGCAGAUAAUAACAUCAAACUGCAGCUACCUAGCCAUGGGAAGAUCUCCCUGCUGUGAGAAGGAACACACAAACAAAGGGGCUUGGACCAAGGAAGAAGACGACCGCCUUAUCAGGUAUAUCAAGAAACACGGUGAAGGUUGUUGGAGAACUCUUCCUAAAGCUGCAGGGUUGCUUAGAUGUGGCAAGAGCUGCAGAUUGCGAUGGAUAAACUACCUGAGGCCGGAUCUUAAACGAGGCAACUUCACUGAAGAAGAAGAUGAACUCAUCAUUAACCUCCACAGCUUGCUGGGAAAUAAAUGGUCACUAAUCGCCGCUCGUUUGCCGGGAAGAACCGAUAACGAGAUCAAGAAUUACUGGAACACCCACAUCAAAAGGAAGCUCCUCAGCCGCGGGAUCGAUCCCCAAACUCACCGUCCGCUCACCACCUCCGCCGCCGGCGCCGCCGCGGUUAUCACUCCCGCCACCCCAACUCCACAACAGCCCUCCCCAACCACCAGCAGCGGCGGCCUAUCAUCGUCGGAAGAAACCGCGUAUCUAAACCUGGAGCUCUCCAUCAGCCUUCCCACCCCGGCUGACGAGGAACAUUCGAAUUCCGGAUCGUCGCACGCGGUCUGUCUGUGCCAGAAAUUAGGGUUUCAGAGUGGCAAUGCAUGUAACUGUUCAAAAAUGGCGGCGAGUAUAAACUACGCUGCCCGGGACGGAAUGCAAACAUUGUUCACACCCUUGAGUUUAUGAUAAAUUAUACUCCCUCCGUCCCGUCCUGAAUUGGAUCUCUCAUUUGCUUUUUGCACGCUUUUUAAGAAAGUAAAGUAAAUGUGAUGUGCUUUUCAA